Messenger RNA from Antrostomus carolinensis (chuck-will's-widow), 1225 nucleotides. RefSeq names its product ephrin type-A receptor 4-like. The record is from RefSeq and is a predicted model, not a curated record. NCBI's taxonomy places the organism in Eukaryota, Metazoa, Chordata, Aves, Caprimulgiformes, Caprimulgidae. The transcript has 5 exons. Gene Ontology annotation, cellular component: plasma membrane; dendrite. Gene Ontology annotation, biological process: ephrin receptor signaling pathway; axon guidance; protein phosphorylation. The annotation marks the transcript as partial. Gene Ontology annotation, molecular function: protein binding; ATP binding; transmembrane-ephrin receptor activity.
ACCUUGCUGGAUUCCAGAUCAGUUCAGGGAGAACUGGGGUGGAUAGCAAGUCCCCUGGAAGGAGGGUGGUGGGAAAUUUCNNNUAUGGAUGAGAAGAACACUCCGAUCCGCACCUAUCAAGUCUGCAAUGUGAUGGAGCCCAGUCAGAAUAAUUGGUUACGAACUGAUUGGAUUCCCCGUGAGGGGGCUCAAAGGGUAUAUAUUGAAAUCAAGUUCACGCUAAGGGACUGCAACAGCCUGCCAGGUGUCAUGGGGACUUGCAAAGAGACUUUCAACCUUUAUUACUAUGAAUCAAACAAUGAUAAGGAGCGUUUUAUUAGAGAGAGCCAGUUUGCCAAGAUUGACACCAUCGCUGCUGAUGAGAGCUUCACCCAGGUGGACAUUGGUGACAGGAUCAUGAAGCUGAAUACAGAGAUACGGGAUGUGGGACCACUCGGCAAGAAAGGGUUUUACUUGGCUUUUCAAGAUGUCGGCGCCUGCAUUGCUUUGGUGUCUGUUCGUGUCUUCUAUAAGAGGUGCCCGUUGACAGUUCGAAACCUGGCACAGUUUCCAGACACAAUUACUGGGGCUGAUACGUCCUCUCUGGUGGAAGUUCGCGGCUCCUGCGUCAACAACUCUGAAGAGAAGGAUGUGCCAAAAAUGUACUGUGGGGCAGAUGGCGAAUGGCUGGUGCCCAUUGGCAACUGUCUGUGCAAUGCUGGCUAUGAAGAACGUAAUGGUGAAUGCCAAGCUUGCAAAAUCGGAUACUACAAGGCUCUCUCGACAGAUGUUGCUUGUGCCAAAUGCCCGCCUCACAGCUACUCCAUCUGGGAAGGCUCUACCUCCUGCACCUGCGAUCGAGGCUUUUUCCGAGCUGAAAAUGAUGCUGCCUCCAUGCCCUGCACUCGCCCUCCGUCUGCUCCCCAGAACCUGAUUUCCAACGUCAAUGAGACGUCGGUGAACUUGGAGUGGAGCCCGCCUCAGAACAAAGGUGGUCGGGAAGACAUCUCCUACAAUGUGGUAUGCAAGAGGUGCGGUGCCGGCGACCUCAGCCGCUGCCGGUCCUGUGGCAGCGGUGUGCACUUCAGCCCCCAGCAGAACGGCUUGAGAACUACCAAAGUCUCCAUUACUGACCUACUGGCACACACUAACUACACCUUUGAAGUCUGGGCGGUGAAUGGAGUGUCCAAGCAAAAUCCCAGCCAGGACCAAGCUGUGUCUGUCACUGUGACAACUAACCAAGCAG